CAUAUAGUAGUAUGCUGCGUAAUUCUUGUUUGUAAAUUAAGAAAUUACGUGCAAAAAACAAUAACUAGAAGUUUAAAACAUUGCCACAGGUGUUUUAUAUAUCAAUAGUUUCGAGUAACAAUAUAAUUCCGAUUGGUGUUCCAACAGUUACUUGCCAAGAGAUGUCGACCGCCAAACGUUUCAGAUACGUUUCUGAUGACAUGUCAUCAAGCGACGAAGAUUUUGAUGCUGAGUACAGCCCCAGCAGUUCACAAAAGGAAAAUUCCAGUUGCAACGGUUACAGAAGAAACCCAACAAGGAAGCCCAAAGUGUUUUCCAAGAAUGCUAUGAUGGCCCGUGAGAAUCGUUUAAAAAAGAAACUUUAUUUGGAAAGUCUGGAGAAUGAUUUAACCAAAGCAAGAGAAGAAAACAAGAAACUUUCCACAGUGGUUGACAACCAGUCAUUUUUAAUAGCUGACCUCAAAAAACAAAUUAAAUACCUAAAAAGUGUUGUUGCAAACAGUAAUGAUUUGGGCAAACUAAUUAGAAAUAUACAUCACAGUACAGGUAUGUCAGUAUCCACAUCUCUGGAUAAAACUUUGUCACUGAACUCUCAAUAUGUUCCAAAGCGAAGUCCUCCAAUAGCAAGAAAAACAGCUCAUCCUUGGGAUGAAUUAGAUCAGCAUCCAAACUGUAUGACUCCAGAGUCAAUUGAAAACAGCCCACCAGUUGAUUAUGGUCUGAGUGAUGAUUUUUCUUUAGACUUUCUCAACAGUGAUGUUCCUUUGGGAAUGCCAACAGAUCUGUCUUGUCAAGAUAUGUUUAACAGUCUAGAAGACACAAAUGAAAAUACUUUAAAGGAACAUGACUAUGUGCAAAAUCCCACACUUGAAGAAGAUGAUGAUGAUGAUGUGGGUGUGUGCCUACAUGUGUCAAAACACCGAGUUUCACUGGAAUUCUGUUCAACAUGCAGUGAUAAUGCCCAACUGGCUUGGUCAUCAUAAACAGUAAAAUGUCUGUAUCAUGUGUUAUUUAUUGUAUUAUUUUUAUUUUUGUAUUUGACUCUUUCCUUACGCUGUUAGUUACUUAGGUUUAUUUGUAAAACCUGAAUACUGUUGAGUUUUUUAAAUUUUCAGGAAUCUACUGAUUCAAGAGAAGUGCGCAAAUUCAAUGGAAGGCUUGCAGUAUACCUUCCUUGGAAUCAAUUGAAAAGUCUGACCAUUUGCAGUCUUUGAUGAUACAAUUUAGGAUCUACAGAAUGAGUAUAGUAUGAUGAAAAUUGUAUCGUUCCAUUUUUCAAUGAAAUUUUUUUUACAGAAAUCCAAAUUGUGUGUUAUUUAGUACACUUUACUAAAUAAGUUUGAUUUUGUGUUUCAGCUAUCCUUAACAAUGGACCAGUUGGGUGAUAGUGUUGCAGAAUUUAAUUUUAGUUUUUAAGUUUAGUCAGGUAAAAUAUUUAGGUAGUGUAAGGAAAGGGUAAUAAAUAUUUGUUAUUUUGUAA
Molecule: messenger RNA, 1480 nt
Organism: Aethina tumida (small hive beetle)
Lineage: Eukaryota; Metazoa; Arthropoda; Insecta; Coleoptera; Nitidulidae
Exons: 3
Coding region: 162-983 (273 amino acids)
Biological process (GO): regulation of DNA-templated transcription
Molecular function (GO): DNA-binding transcription factor activity
Source: RefSeq, a predicted model, not a curated record